AUGAAGCCUCUUUCAUCAAUCGCGUGCCUCCUAGGUACAGCAGCUGCCGCGGUCGACAUUCUGUUGCCACUUUAUAUCUACCCUAUCAACGAUCUCCAGAAGCCUUACGAUGGGACCGUGGACUGGCAAGCAGCUAUUGCUGCCAUCGACGCUCACCCGGAUUUGACAUUCAACGUCAUCAUCAACCCCAAUAGCGGCCCUCCCUUUGCUUUUGAGGAUGGCAUCAAGAUUGACUGGGCCCAGUGGAUUGGCCAAAUUAACAACCGUCCCAACACUGUGACCUUGGGCUACAUCUCGACCCUCGGUACAGUACAAGCCCAGCCCCAGGACAUCGCCGUCGUCAAGCAAGGGGUCGACACCUACGCCGCGUGGGAUACUACCAACGGUUGGGACGGCAACUCUUGGGACAUUCACAUGGACGGUAUCUUCUUUGACGAGGUCAACACCGCUCCCGCCCAGCUUCAGUACUACACUGAUAUCACCAACUAUGCCAAGUCCGCUACCGGUGUGGUGGUUCUCAAUCCUGGUGUGGCCGUAAAUCCCGCCAGCUCCUCGCUAUAUACCGUGGCCGAUGCCAUCCUGUCGCUGGAGACGUGCUACACGGCCGACCCCGAUGCGCCACAGGAUCGGUGUCCGAGAAACACGUACACGCCGUUUACUCCCGCGUCGUUGAGCUCGCUGCCGACGGACGCUACACAGAGAGCCAAAUCUGCGGUCUUAGUACACGACUUUUAUGACGAUUGGCAGCCUUAUCAACCUGCGCCUUUGGCGACUCUCCAGGCGGACAUCAAUGCUAUUGUUGCGCAGGGUGUACAUAGCCUGUACAUCACACAGUGGGGGUACAAUGAGAGCUUCACGCGGGAGCCGGCCAGUGUCGGGACCGUCUCGAACUUGCUGGCGCUGGCUCAGGGUUUGGGAUCUGGCGUGCCUCUGUGA
Colletotrichum lupini is the source of this 936-nucleotide messenger RNA. RefSeq lists its product as uncharacterized. The coding region runs from base 1 to 936 and encodes 311 amino acids. The record is from RefSeq and is a predicted model, not a curated record. NCBI's taxonomy places the organism in Eukaryota, Fungi, Ascomycota, Sordariomycetes, Glomerellales, Glomerellaceae. The transcript has a single exon.